Messenger RNA from Peronospora matthiolae, 168 nucleotides. NCBI's taxonomy places the organism in Eukaryota, Oomycota, Peronosporomycetes, Peronosporales, Peronosporaceae. The record is from the annotation of a GenBank genome assembly.
AUGCCGAAUUCUGAAGCUCGAUUAUUAGUGACACCUACGGCCGUCGAGGGAGGGGCAGCCGUGAUGGACUCGACGCUCGUCUUUCAUGUCAUCGUGUCAAUGGCCAGACAGGACUUCUCUGUGGACGAAACCGUGAAGCUGAAACGAAAGAUGCGAUCGCCAGAAUGA